CUAUAUUCUUUCGUGAUUUAGUUUUGUGUUCGAGGACACAGGAAAAGCUGCUUGUAGUGAAAGGCAAUUCUGUGAAGUAAUUUUAUUUGGGAGAUUCUAUCCAACUCCUACAGUACAGAAAUUUUGCUUCGAUAUUUUUGCAAGUGGGAAAAGCUGUGGUGUUGACGUCUAUGUAUCGAGUUUUAACUCUCAAUCCAUGUUCACUGGUGCUUGACAAUCGGCCCAGCUAUUAAACUCGACGAAAUCGGAAGCCAUUUUCCCGCAAGUCAUUCUGACAGAUAAAUUCUCCUUUUCUCAGUCUUCACAGUAGCGGACUGAAGAAGAAAUAACUACUAAAAACUACCCCUCAAUUUUCCGCAUGAAACCUCAUUUAAUGUAACAGGAAAUUGAUAUACCAAGGCCAAGAAAAAAGUACUUGAAAUUUUGGAUUGAAAUAAUUUGAUUUAUUGCAUCCUAUUUUCAAAUGACAUAUUACUACCAAGGUUACGCAAAAAUGUCGUGAAAUUAUAUAGCUCCAGUCACCCAUUACGGCACUGAAGGAAUACUGAACAAGAAAAAGAAAUCCCAGAGGCAGAGAAUUUAGCUUUAGCAACCCAGAUUUGCGAAGUGUUACCUCCUUUACAAGAUGAAUGCGAAAAUUGUUGCAUGUAUUUUUGCUCUUUUGGAAACUCUAAUGCUUGCAGGUCAGAUUACAACAUUGGUUAGUACAUACUGGACCUCGUGGGAUUUACGUUUCAACUGGACAGAAGGAGGAGAUUCUGCAAGAGGAUCAUACCGUGAAGGUCUGCUGAUAUCCGAGGGUCAUGCGGGUCUUUGGUCCAGAUGCUUUCGCAUCUACGACAAAGUUCGUGAAAGUGAAUGGCCUCAGUCUUAUGAGUGUCUUAACAAUUAUAACACAUCGAACGGAUCUCUGAAAUUUACAUUUGGUAAAGCUUGCAAAACUGCAACUGCUGCUCUGUGUGUUGGAGAUGCGGCACUUAUCAUUACGAUCUUGAUAAUUAUGUUAGUCGCUGCAUUUAAAUCAAGAAGUUCAGGAAGUUUAGUCAAAGUAUCACUAUCACUGAUUCUUCUUCAAGGUCUUGUGUGCUUUACUAUUCCACUGACAUACCUUUCUGGUAAUAUGGCAGAACUUAUUACCCAACUGACAACAGCUUAUGGACUUCUGCAUAUUGUCCGCAUGACUACUUGGUAUACCCACGACUGGGCAUUUUGGACUCAGGUGGGACUUAUUGGAAUAUGGAUGGCAACAGUUGCCGUUUUUACUCUAUUCUAUGGAAUAAAUUAUUCCCAACGUCGUCCAAAAAGUACAAAAGCCGCUAAUGGGAAAAAUGAAGGAGCAGACAGCACUGAACUUGAAGUGCUUCGGAAGUGAAAGAAAUUUUUUAACAGUUGGAACAUCAAACUGAUAAAUGCGGUAUUUGUAUGAUGAAAGAAAACCGAACACACUCUUAUCCUCGGAGACUCAAACUGCUGUUCUUUUUGACAACACUCUCUUCAAAUUCUUUUGAAAUUUUCCUAUUUUUCAUCUAAAUGUCGAAAUCAAAUAAUUCCCAAGUAAUAAUCUCCAUUUGUUAACAUCUUGUUUGCAAUCUGAGUAUGGAAUGAAAUCAUAUUGAUAAUUUAACUGAUAGAAUAUUAUGUGAAUACUCUGGUAUAUUCUGCAGCAUCAUUUAAUCGAAGUGAUUUUACGUUAUAUAAAGGGAGAUGGUCGGUGACAUAUUCUCUUCGCCUGAACAGUUAAGAUGUUUUGUUCAAAUUUGGGGAAUUAUCUUUUUUUUACUAAUUUAUGAAAUUUGUCUAAGCAAACAAAAGGCAGAAACAAUCAUGCACCAUAUGCCCUUUUUAUGAUAACAAAGCCGUUUGCAGGAAAGUGAUUAAUGCAAUAACGAAAAAAUUUUGUUUUGGCAAAUUCAGUCUCGUUUUGGAUCAACUUUUGCUCCAGUCCAGGGAAAUGCAGACAGAACUAAAACUAUUUGCCUUUACAAUGUUUUCAUGAAGUUCUGUUGAAUUUUGCAAGUGAAGAAUUCUAUUGUCUAAGGUGAAGCUGGAAAAUCAUUGUUCAUAAUAAGGUGUGUGCUUAAAAUAACAACUGGAUAAAUAAGCUGUUUUAUUACACGUCAAAAAUAGUUUGUAAAUUUGUUAAAUAAAAUAGCUGUGAAAUCUUAGA
Messenger RNA from Stegodyphus dumicola, 2167 nucleotides. RefSeq lists its product as uncharacterized. NCBI's taxonomy places the organism in Eukaryota, Metazoa, Arthropoda, Arachnida, Araneae, Eresidae. The record is from RefSeq and is a predicted model, not a curated record.